Molecule: messenger RNA, 3523 nt
Organism: Dreissena polymorpha
Lineage: Eukaryota; Metazoa; Mollusca; Bivalvia; Myida; Dreissenidae
Exons: 6
Coding region: 144-2840 (898 amino acids)
Molecular function (GO): protein binding; zinc ion binding
Source: RefSeq, a predicted model, not a curated record
CCCCUAUUGAGAAGAGUUCUUUGUGUGCAGCUUAAAUUGUUCUGUCUUAAUUAUUUGAUAUUUUAAUUUAUCUGUUUUUGGGACAUAGUUUUCGAAAGGGCCUAAACCAACAUCAAAAUCAAAAACAAGCAAUAAUAUGCGAAAUGGGAAAUGCAAAUAAGAAGCCGUUAUCAGACGAAUGUGAUACCGACUCUGAUUCGUCAUCAGACUCCAGACCCGGUGAAAUUAUACUCGUAGAUCUGACGGACUCGGAUGAGGAUUUAAAUCCAGAAGACGCCAAAGUUAUUAAAAAUCGAUAUCCAGACGCAUUAAACGAUGUCGAAAAAUAUUCUGACGGUGGCACAAAAACGCAUGAGAUGGAAAAAGAACAGGCUGGUAUUAAACGCGGAUUCCAGGAUAUAGAGGACACCGCCAGUCAAAGGAAAACGCAGCUGUUUUGUGGACCAUGCAACAUUCAACGCAAAACCGCCAUUGCAAUGACGUUCUGUCCUGUUUGUGACAACGAUCUUUUGUGUGCACUAUGUUCAUCGAUCCACAAUGCGUUGCCUGUAACGAACUCGCAUACGGUGUUAGACGUUUCUGCAUAUCCGGCUAAAAACGAAGGGGGAAAUUUUGGUACAGGAUACAAUCCUAUCUGCAACCUGUGUCUUAUUCAAAAAGUUGAAACUGAAGCAAUCCUUCAAUGUCAAGAGUGCGAAACACAGCUGUGUGAUUCGUGCAGUAAUCAGCAUAAAGCACAGAUGGCGACCCGUUCUCACAAUCUAAUAAACAUAAAUGACGAAACACCUAACACCAAACGAGCACGUCUACAACCACCGUGUACUUCAACAUCUCCGGACGAAGAGGAAACGAAAACUCCUAGUCGACCAACAGCACAUUCCGUUACAUCAGACACUCUCACGCUUGCAUGGACAAAGCCAACACAAUUUGAGGAGGGGAAUUAUUUUCAGAUCGGAUACAAGGAGUCGGAAUCGAAUUGGAGAAUAUAUUCCGGCGAGUUCACAGAAUGUACCCAAGUUCUGACAAAUAUCAAGUGUAACACAGAGUACAUAUUUCGGGUUCGAGCUGUUUACAGCGAUGGAGAAGGACCAUACAGUAAGGAGAGUGCAGUAGUUAAGACCCCAAAUUCGACUGCCUUCAGAUUGUGUGAGGUAUCUGUGCGUAGUGAUGAUGGAGUUACACCUCCCUUUCGGUACGCUUUACCAAUGCGCGAAAUCACAGAGGCGCGAAAUGUUAAGGCUAAAACAAGAAAGUUUGUUUUAGGUUCGCCCAAAGACACGGAUUGGAAGGAAAAGACCUUGCUGAUGAUUGGAGAGACAGGGACAGGCAAGAGUACCCUGGUUGAUGGAAUGGCAAACUUCAUUCUGGGGGUGACCUGGAACGAUCCCUUUAGGUUUAAUAUUGUUAAUCUAGAAGACGAAGAAAAGAAAAAGGUUGGGAAUCAGGCGGUUUCACAAACAGAAUGGAUUACAUGUUAUGCCAUCUACCCGCACGAAGGGAGCAGAAUUCCAUAUACAAUCAACAUUAUCGACACCCCGGGCUUUGGUGAUACUAGAGGGCUUGAUCGGGAUCAGGAAAUCGUUGAACAAAUCCGAGAAUUGUUUUCAGCGAAACCCCCAAGGGGCGUGUUAUCUAUUGACGCAGUUUGCUUUCUAAUUAAAGCGCCGGAUGCACGAUUAACGCCAGUUCAAAGUUACAUCUUCCAAUCAAUCAUGUCCCUAUUUGGAAAGGACAUAGAAGACAACAUAUGCUCACUUAUAACAUUUGCCGACGGUAUGGACCCCCCUGUUCUUGCAGCAAUUAAAGAGUCAGGAUUGCCGUUUGGUGAGCGUUUUACGUUCAACAAUUCGGGUCUUUUUGCAAGAAACAUGGGUCUCUCUCAGAGCAGUUUAUCACCAAUGUUUUGGGAUAUGGGUCUUGUAAGUUUCAGAAACUUCUUCAAUCACUUGGAUUCACUGGAGACAAAGAGCCUGCAACUGACCAGUGAUGUUUUAUAUGAGCGAAGUCGCUUGGAAGCAACAAUAAGGAAUCUACAGCCAAUGCUUGACGUUGGACUGAAUAAAAUCAGCGAAUUAAAAUCGGAGAUAAACAUUUUUCAAGAAAACAAGUCUAUUAUCGCCGAUAAUAAAGACUUUACGUAUGUUGUUCCGACAACUAAACACAUAAAAAUCGAUCUACCAAGUGGGUUACAUGUUACAAAUUGCACAUAUUGCAAUUUCACUUGUCAUGAAAAUUGCACUAUUGUAAACGAUGCUGAAAAGAUCGGUUGUUGGUCAAUGACGGAUGGAUUUUGUAGAAUUUGUCCGGAAAGAUGUUUCUGGAAUCAACAUGCAAACACGCCGUACAUUUUCGAUUACAUCACUGUUGAUGAAACGAAAACAUACGCAGAAAUGAAAAAGAAAUAUGAAGAGGCAUCGGGAAAGCUUCUAACCCAGGAACAAGUGUUGGACAAAAUGAGAGAGGAGCUUGACGAAAUCGACGAUAUGAUUCAAACGAUGAUGCUUGUUGUCCGUGAUUGCAAUAUCCGUCUAGGAAAAAUUGCCCUGCGACCAAAUCCAUUGUCCAUGACUCAACACAUCGAUUUAAUGAUUGAAAGUGAAACGAUGGAGAAGAAAGAUGGCUGGUAUGAGAGGGUUCAGACGCUGUACCGGUUCCGUAAGCGAGCACAGGUCGUGACUGACGCUGAAAGUUUUUUCAAGGAAGCAAUUAACCUUGGGGUGACUGGCUGCAGGCGAAAAGACAAGGAAACUAUAUUUCGAAGGUUUCGUGAUAUGGUUGAAGGGAAAAGACAUACGGAUGGACAGCCAACCUCAAGUAGUAGUGAAGCGUCUAACGUAUAAGAGUCGAAUUCAUGCAGCAAACAGCAAUAAACUGAAGACAGUGACAUCACAAAAUGUUUUUUUUGCUAACAGUAACUUUAUAGAUCAAUAAUAUAACAGCGACAAGUACUGCUCAUGUAGUUUUAUCACACUUCAUUAAACAAUGAGUUUAAGUCUACAUGUCUAUCUUACAAUUAAUGUUCAUAUUUGAAUCGAAUCUGAACGUGGAUUGUGAUGAGAAUGUUUUUAUUUUUAGAAUACCAGUGUUCAUUUUUCUCAAAUCUUUCGAAGCUCCUUAUGACAAUUUUAUUUUUUAUUUUGACAAUAAUAGUUUUCUAAAAUUUCAUGUACCACGGUGUUGCAUUAUUUAUAGAUGUAGUGAAAGUUAAAAAUUGUAAGGAUUUAAGAGAUUUAAUUUACAGUUUUGUGCAGUGUGUUAACUAUUAUUUCAAUAAAUGACAACAUGGAUACAGCAUGUCUCAGCCAUAUUAUUAUUCACAUAUUUUUAUUGAGCACGGAUAAGUUAACGGUGUAUAUACUCUAAAAACAUAACAGCGGAUCAAAGACAUUAAACUUAUUUCGAUUUUCACACGUAAAUGGGAUGAAUCACAGUAGUGCAGAGUUUACCCCACAUUUCGAUCAUACUGGAUGAAAGCUCUAAUCGAUUCAAAAGUAAGCACGUUCCGAAUGUAAGAGAAUGUGAU